This is a messenger RNA of [Torrubiella] hemipterigena, 3439 nucleotides long. Lineage: Eukaryota; Fungi; Ascomycota; Sordariomycetes; Hypocreales; Clavicipitaceae. The record is from the annotation of a GenBank genome assembly.
GCAAUAUAUUAUAGAUGCCUAAGUUAUACAAGAAAGACUCCCUUUUGUUCAUCUAUUGACCUUGCCAGCUAUAGCGUACACUUGUAUCACACCCUAGGAUGUCCUACAAAACAUUAUCGAAUAAACAGUUUCCUUGGCUUAGUUAGUAUAAUUAGCAUAAUAACAACUGUCUCAGCUUAUAAUUCAAUAGUGCGACUCUCUUAAAGCUCUUGCUUGUUCGUGAUAAGCCGUGUACUAUGAAGCGCUUUCUAAAUACCAGUUAGGUGUAGUCCUGGCUUAUAUCCAGAAUCCUGUCACCAGCAUAAAAGUCAAUUAUAGGGUAAGAAACCAAUUUUUAAGAUCUAAUGAAUAAUCAUUACAAUAGCUGCAGUAGUAGCCAUGUACGUAUUAUCAUUGCAUCUCAGUGUAGCUGACAGGUCGACCCAUGGCAUCGUACUGCACGACAUCAACCCCAGUCUGGGACAAGGUCAUUAAUCUAUAGAUAUAUAGCCAGGAAACAAAGUGUAUGGGUUGGGUAAUAGUACAGGAUAACCGACAAGCCGUAGUGGUUGACUAUCAAUCCAGGCGGCGAGGGUGUGUGCGUGUAGUACAGCCACACCCAGAGUCUUAACUAUUAUAGAUGGUCCCGGUACAUAUUAACCGAUUUUGAAUCUUUUUCUAGCAUAUUUGCCACGCCUAUACCACGUCGUAUUCCUUCCCCCCCAGGGAAUCUUGGUAUUGGUAACCCACCCUCAUGGUGGUGUUGCCACCUGGUGCAGCUGGUAGCCGUCACCCUUUUAGCGUACGCGUUAGCGCCCACUUCAGACCCUCUUCUUCUCCUCCACACCAUCGUCACGGAUGCCCUCCGGUGCUCUUCAGUGGCUGGCCAAAUGCAUCAUCUUUUCUGCGGGCAACUAGUUCCAGCUUAGCGCAUUCAAUGGCGGCGCAGGCUCGACGUUCCGUGCCGCGUCGCCCGCAGUGUGGCGUCGCCUCGUUCUAGUCCGUCCCAGACUACGCUUUUUGGAGCCUUGGUAAACUGCAUCAAUGGGGGAUACACUCAGCUUUUAAUGCAUUUGCAUAGAUUGUUUGCAUGGCAUUUUUGUGCAAACAAGCAAGCAGAUGGUGGCUUGCAAGGCCUGAGCGGCGGGUGCACUAACUUAACACAGCCCUGGUCGACGAUAGAUUGUGACAAACAAGGAUAUGCUUGCGCUGGGACCAACCGUUUUGCCCACGGUUAUUCACACGCCCUGGCCGAGAUGCUACUCCCCUCCUCCUCUAUGCUCUCAUUGUUAGCUGGAAGCCCCGAGAUCGCAUGCGCCGCAAGGCACUAAGAGCAAACAAGUGAGCGAACGGACCAGGGACGAGUUGGUGGCUUGCGUGCAAUUAUCUAACCUAGUAUGAACCUAGUCAGUCAUCAUGCCCGGCAUCUUUCCUCAAUAGUGUGCACCGAUGGCCAGGGCCACUGACACGGACGACACGCUAUGCAACCGCUUGGUUCCAUGACAUCUCAUAUUUCAGAGCGCAUCCUCAUUUCUUUUUCUCUCUGAGUACCUUUACACUCAGCACCAAUACAAGAGUACCCUCCGUCACUUCACUCAUUUUGCCCAAGUUCAUCCUCGGAACGCUACGCUGUACAGGGCUGCGUCUUGCUUCUUACCGCGCUGCUUGCUGAGCUGGCCGACUAGGUCUCACAUGCACUGUAACCUCGUUUCUUCCCGCUUUUAGGCCGCCAACUGGUAGAAGAACAUCUUGAUCAUUUGAUGAGGGCAGGCGGCCAUAUUACCGAAUCGAUUGCAACAGUACCGGUUUAGGCGAGCUUUAUUCCUUUUACAGUUUGCGCCUGAACACCUCUCUCCAACUACACCAACUUCGCAUCUGCGCGACUACUACUACAGCAGUAGAGGAAGCAACACCGCAAUAACUGUGUGUCAUUCUAGUUGGGGCAAACGGCUGCUGCCAUGGAUCCUGCAGCAAAUGCCACAGCUUCCCCUCCGCCCACACAAAUAACAGAUACGAAUAAAGGGCCGUUGAUCGGAGUGGUAACAUGGCUGUGUUUGGUGAUGGCGCUGCUGGCCACAGUGGCUCGCAUUGCGAGCAAGCUGAUCCUCACGGGUCGCGUCAAGAUUGACGAUGGAUUAAUAGUCGUUUCAAUGGGAACGGCAGUGGCACAAUCUGUGAUUGUGCUUCAACAGGUGUCCCAAGGACUCGGAACGAAAAGCGACGACUUCAGUAUAGACCAAGUCGACAAUAUUUUAAAGUUUGGCUAUAUUGCGAAUCUUCUUUUCAUCACGAGCAUCUUCCUCGCCAAGAUAUCUAUGGCAGUCACUACAUCGGCCCUCGUUCAGCGCCGCUUUCAAAAAUAUCUUGUCAGCACCGAAGGUCUUAUUGCACUAUGGGCUGGCGCAUCGCUAUUCGUCGCCAUGUUUGAAUGCGAAAUGCCGCGGCCGUGGGACUAUCUGCGAGAGCAGUGUAUCGACCGCAAAGUCUUUUGGAUCUUUGUAUCAGCCGGCAACAUUGCAACCGACGUUUGCAUAGUUUUGCUACUGGUCAAUUCUAUAGGGAGACUACAGAUGAACACUAGGAAAAAGUUUGUUGUGCUCUGCGUAUUCGGCAGCCGCGUAUUGGUGAUACCGGCCGUGGCCUACCAAAUCAUGUGGACAAGCAAGACGAUUCUCAUACUCGACCCAGUCUUUGAAUUAUGGACAGUUGUGCUGUGCGUGCAAAUUGUGCAAGCCAUGUCGAUUAUAACAACGUGCAUCCCGGCGCUGAAGCCGUUCUUGGACAGCCUGGAAUCUGGCCAACUACGCGCUGACGAUAUGCGCCGGCAAGGAAAGGUCACUGACAAUGGCUACACUAGCCAGCGGCUGGGCGAGUCCAAGCACAGCCGCGUGAGCUCCUUGGCGUCGCCCAAACGAGGCACUUUUAUCGAAAUGUCCAACGUAGCUGGCAUAGCCGCGCCGGCCAACGUAGCCCGACGAAGCGCAUCCAUGGGGAUUGUGGAGGUGCUGCAAGAGGAGGACGAAGAGACGAGGCCAGUCACAGGUACUGGCGGCGGACGCACAUACGAGAUGGACCGGGAAAAGAUUGGGAUUGCGUGGGAUGGACAGAGCCAUACGAGCCAGACGGUGCUCAUCACCAGCGCAAAGGCGUGGGACGUGGACGUUGAAGAGGCUGCCGCAGCAGAACAGCGGCGGUCCAAGUUGUUCUAGAGAGAGCAUCACUUACCCUCAUUUUGAUUCUUCUUGGCGUGUAUAUACAUUUUCAGACUUGAUACCAACUUUGCCACGUUUCUUUUCUUACCUUUCGCUUGCCUUUCCCAGUGAACCCUUGCUCCAAGACACGCGAACAAGCACGCAAAACGUGGUAACUUGCCAGCCUGCUUGUCGACUUGCAGUUCGUCCAGUCCAGUCUUUGCUGCAAACUCGCCUGCAUCUCGUUAUUCCCUUUGUAUGUGUCUGGC